Messenger RNA from Pyricularia pennisetigena, 630 nucleotides. RefSeq lists its product as uncharacterized. Lineage: Eukaryota; Fungi; Ascomycota; Sordariomycetes; Magnaporthales; Pyriculariaceae. Bases 1 to 630 code for a protein of 209 amino acids. The record is from RefSeq and is a predicted model, not a curated record. The transcript has 3 exons.
AUGGACAACAACGCAUACAACAAAGCGGGCCAGCCCAUUCUUACCAAGGUGGUUUCGAGCAAGAAAUCGUUCAUGCUAAAGAGUGCUACCGGUGUCGCCAUACUCAUCAUGGACAUAAUUCUCAUCGGCGUUGCUGCUGGCAGCUUGAGUGCCCCUGGAGUGUAUACUUGGUAUUAUUAUUUCUCCCCAUUCUACAACUUUGUCUUUUGCGUCCCGACGGCCAUUCUGUCCUUUGGAUGGCAGGUAGCUGAGUUCAUCACCGUCGCGGUCCGCAAGGAUCGUGGGAUCCACCCGGGUGCGCACGUCGGCAUGCACCUCGUCAUCUGGCUCUCCUACAUCGUCGCCGCCGUGUAUUCCGGCUUUGAGGUUCAGAGGCUCGACCACUAUAACAGGUAUCCAUACGACGGCUACCGCUCAUCGCGCACUGCUGCUUCCGAUAUCCAGGCGGGAAUCAAGAAGAUUUUCUCAUUCCAGGUUGCUGUUUUGGUGUUUGUGGUGCUGUUGGUUCUUGCACACUUUGCCCUGUUUGUUCGCGCUUGCAUUGAGACGCACCGCCGAAACAAGCAGAUCCGUGGUGUCUACGUCCAGGCUAAACAGACCGAUCAGCAGUGGGGCGGCAAUCAGGCCUAG